Anguilla rostrata (American eel) is the source of this 3076-nucleotide messenger RNA. Its product is annotated as nuclear cap-binding protein subunit 1. Bases 172 to 2562 code for a protein of 796 amino acids. Gene Ontology annotation, cellular component: nucleus; nuclear cap binding complex. Lineage: Eukaryota; Metazoa; Chordata; Actinopteri; Anguilliformes; Anguillidae. The transcript has 23 exons. Gene Ontology annotation, biological process: mRNA export from nucleus; nuclear-transcribed mRNA catabolic process, nonsense-mediated decay; regulation of mRNA processing. The record is from RefSeq and is a predicted model, not a curated record. Gene Ontology annotation, molecular function: RNA cap binding; protein binding; mRNA binding.
CGAAUUGAAUUUCUUGCACCGCCAUAUUGCGGCGUUUCUAGUGUGGUUUCAUGAAUGCCGUUGCCUUUACGGACGCAAUCUCGUAUCAUUGACAAAUAAGCAGUGAUAAAUAAACAUUUCAUAUAAUAUUUUAUUUUUGCAAGAUCUGUUGUUUGCUCAGAAUUUUUAAAAAUGUCAAGGAGACGGCAUAGCGAUGAAAAUGACGGCGGUCAGUCCCAUAAACGACGGAGAACGUCUGAGCCCAUUGAAAUUGAGGAUCGUUUGGAAUCCCUUAUUUGCCGAGUGGGAGAAAAGAGUACUUCUUCCUUGGAAAGUAACUUGGAAGGUCUAGCAGGUGUGCUUGAGGCAGACCUUCCUAACUACAAGAGCAAGAUCCUGCGCAUUCUGUGUGCUGUGGCCAGGCUUCUUCCCGAGAAGCUGACGGUGUACACCACCCUCGUGGGCCUGCUCAACGCCCGCAACUACAACUUCGGAGGGGAGUUUGUGGAGGCCAUGAUCCGGCAGCUCAAAGAGACACUCAAGGCCAACCUGUACAGUGAAGCAGUGUACCUGGUGCGCUUCCUCUGUGACCUGGUGAAUUGUCAUGUGAUCGCCGCCCCGUCCAUGGUGGCCAUGUUUGAGAAUUUUGUCAGCGUGAUACAAGAGGAAGAUGUUCCACAGGUGCGCUGUGACUGGUACGUGUACACGGUGCUGUCCUGCCUCCCCUGGGUGGGGAAGGAGCUCUACGAGAAGAAGGAUGUGGAGAUGGACCGGCUGCUCAACCAGAUCGAGGGAUACCUGAAGAGGAGGCAGAAGACGCACGUGACCAUGCUGCAGGUGUGGACCGCUGACAAGCCCCACCCACAGGAAGAGUACCUGGACUGCCUGUGGGCUCAGGUGCAGAAGCUGAAGAAGGACCGCUGGCAGGAGAGGCACAUCCUGAGGCCGUACAUCGCCUUUGACAGCGUGCUGUGUGAGGCCCUGCAGCACAACCUGCCCCCCUUCACCCCCCCGCCCCACAUGGACGACGCCAUCUACCCCAUGCCCCACGUCGUCUUCCGCAUGUUCGACUACACCGACGCCCCUGAGGGCCCCGUAAUGCCAGGCAGCCACUCGGCGGAGCGGUUCGUGAUAGAGGAGAACCUCCACUGCAUUAUAAAGUCCCACUGGAGAGAGAGGAAGACCUGCGCUGCCCAGCUCCUGAGUUACCCAGGGAAAAACAAGAUCCCCCUCAACUAUCACAUCGUGGAGGUGAUCUUCGGCGAGCUCUUCCAGCUGCCCUGUCCUCCUCAUAUUGACGUCAUGUACACCACGCUGCUGAUCGAACUGUGCAAGCUGCAGCCAGGCUCCCUGCCCCAGGUCCUCGCUCAAGCUACUGAAAUGAUGUACAUGCGUCUGGACACCAUGAACACGACCUGUGUGGACAGACUUAUCAAUUGGUUUUCGCACCAUUUGAGCAACUUUCAGUUCAGAUGGAGCUGGGAUGACUGGGCUGACUGCUUGACUCAGGACCUGGAUAAGCCCAAGCCAAAAUUUGUCAAAGAGGUUUUGGAAAAAUGCAUGAGACUGUCCUAUCACCAGCGGAUCGUGGACAUAGUCCCGCCCACUUUUUCUGCGUUGGUCCCGGCCAAUCCCAUCUACAUGUACAAAUACGAUGAUGAAGCCAACGGCAGUUCACUUCCGGGUUACCCGGUCGCCAUGGCGGUGAGCAACGCCAUAAAGAACCGCGCCUCCAACGAGGAGCUCCUGGCGGCGCUGAAGGACGUGCCAAACCCCAACCAGGAGGAGGACGCAGAUGGCGGGGACAGCUUCAACCCGCUGAAGAUCGACGUGUUCCUGCAGACUCUGCUCCACCUGGCGGCCAAGUCCUUCAGCCACUCCUUCAGCGCCCUGGCCAAAUUUCACGAGGUGCUGAAGGUCCUGACGGAGAGCGACGAGGGCAAGCUGCACAUCCUGCGCGUGGUGUACGAGGCCUGGCGUAACCACCCACAGAUGAUCGCCGUGCUGGUGGACAAGAUGAUCCGCACGCAGAUCGUGGACUGCGCCGCCGUGGCCAACUGGAUCUUCUCGCCGGAUAUGGCGCACGAUUUCACCAGGUUGUACGUGUGGGAGAUUCUGUACUCCACCAUCCGCAAGAUGAACAAACACGUCCAGAAGAUCAACAAGGAGCUGGAGGACUCCAAAGAGAAGCUGGAGAAACAGCAACUGAAGAGGAAGGACAGUGGUGACGAGGAGGACAUGGAGAAGAACAGCGAUGAAGAGGACGGUCAGCUGGAGGAGCAGAUCGAGCGGCUGCAGGAGAAGGUGGAGUCGGCGCAGAGCGAGCAGAAGAACCUCUUCCUGGUCAUCUUCCAGCGCUUCAUCAUGAUGCUGACGGAGCACCUGGUGCGCUGCGAGACCAGCAGCGUGGACUUCAGCACGCCCUGGUACAAGAACUGCAUCGAGCGGCUGCAGCAGAUCUUCCUCAUGCACCAUGUGACCAUUCAGCAGUAUAUGGGCACCCUGGAGAACCUGCUGUUCACGGCCGAGCUGGACCACCACAUACUGGCCGUGUACCAACAGUUCUGCGCCCUGCAGCAGUGAGGGCGUCCUUCCCCGCCUUGGCCACCAGAGGGCGGCAGAGAGCCGGCCCCGCGACCUGCGCAACGAGGACUCCACCAUUUCUUGCAUCAAGAUUUUUUUUUUUUUUUUUUCCCCUCAUCUAAGCAGUAUAGUCACUCGUUUUUAUUUUUUUAUACACUUUCUUUGGCAUUCAGGCUUACGUGAAAAAGGGGUUGGAAAAGAAACAAACAGUACAAAGCCCAGCUUUAGAGGUCUCAUUUCGAAUCGGUGCGUUUUGUUGACGAGUUUUCUGCUUCUCGAGUCGACCAAGGAAAGGAUGGAACGUCCCUUUCCCGUGAAGAUUUUCUUUUUUUUUUACCUCGCCCGUUUUUCCUGUCUUGUCUUUGAGUGAGCAGCGGACUGGAAGAUGAGUUUGGAUUAGGAAUGCACACACCGAUAGAGCUCUUCCCUGUUUUAGCUGCACCAGGGAUGAACCCAAAACGAUUGUUUUGUUUUAAAUAUUUUUAUGUGGAUUAAAUUGGGAUAUGCCAUUGCA